Messenger RNA from Aspergillus ibericus CBS 121593, 1308 nucleotides. RefSeq names its product flavin-binding monooxygenase-like protein. The annotation marks the transcript as partial. The transcript has 2 exons. The record is from RefSeq and is a predicted model, not a curated record. NCBI's taxonomy places the organism in Eukaryota, Fungi, Ascomycota, Eurotiomycetes, Eurotiales, Aspergillaceae.
AUCCACACGGAGAAAUUAAUCCUCGCCACCGGCCUCACCUCCCAGCCCUACCUCCCCCCCAUCCCCGGCGACACCACCUACCCCCACCCGAUCAUCCACCCCCGCGACCUCCUCACCCACCAACCCACCCUCUUCACCCCCACCAAACAACUCACCAUCUACGGCGGGACCAAAUCCGCCUGGGACGCCGUCCACAGCGCCACCACCUCCGGCGCCCGCGUCACCUGGAUCAUCCGGUCCUCCGGCCACGGACCCUGCUGGAUGACACCUCCCUACGUGACGCCUCUCAAGAAACAGCUCGAGAAAUUGGUUACCACGCGUCUCCUCACCUGGUUCAGUCCGUGUCUCUGGGGCGACGCAGACGGGUACGGCUUCGUCCGGUCAUUCCUGCACGGUACCGGGCUGGGUCGGAAAAUCGUGGAUAUCUUCUGGGCGAUUCUCGAACAGGACCUCACUCAACUGAAUAACUACGACGCUCAUCCGGAGACCCAAAAGCUCAAACCAUGGAUGAGUCCAUUUUGGGCGGCGAGUGGGCUCAGCAUCCUGAACUACCCCACCGAUUUCUUCGCCCUCGUCCGGGAAGGCAAAGUCCGGGUAAUCAUCGACGACAUUACCUCCCUGGAUGCCACCGGAGGGAUCCACCUCAAAACCACCAACGAAGUCAUCCAAAGUGACGGGUUAAUCUGCGCAACAGGCUGGCAAGUCACCCCCAACAUGCUCUUCACGCCCCUGGGAAUCGACAAAGAACUCGGCUUUCCCUGGGCGGAGGAUUCCAUUCCGUCGACCAUGGUGGAGAAGGCAGAUGAAGUGAUCCGGGAGAGGUUUCCCAAGUUACGGGACUCCCCCCAGUUGCACGCGGGGUAUACCCCCCUCGGGGAGGAUGCACCCGCGACAGCCCGCCAUCCGUUCCGGUUAGCGAGAUUCAUGGUCCCGCCUGCGUUUGCGAAGGAGCGGUCGAUUGUGGUGCUGGGCGCAGUGAUGACGAUUAACACGCCGCUCGUGGCCCAGGUGCAGGCGUUGUGGGGGGCUGCGUUUCUGGGGGGGAAGAAGAAGGGGGUAGAUGGGGAUGAGGGUAUGGAUGUGGAUUUGGUCUGGGAAACCGCCCUGCAUAGUCAGUUCGGGGUGCAUCGGUACCCCGGGGGAUUUGGGAAACGGAAUCCGGAUUUCGUGUUUGAUGCGUUGGCGUAUGUGGAUUUGUUGUUACAGGAUUUGGGGAUUGAGAAGGGGCGGAAGAGGGGGUGGUGGACGUGGUUGAGGCCGUAUGGGAUGGAGGAUUAUCGGGGGUUGGUGGAGGAGUGGAUGCGUUAG